CCCCUCUUUCCCCAAGCAGCAGCCUGAAGUACGUCAGCAGUAAUUGUGUGCCUGGCUCGGCAGGGAGGGUGGAGGCAAAAUUGGUAUCAAAUAAGGGUCUCAAACUGAGAUCUCGAUGUUCCAUUUAAGUUGUUGCUCAUUUUCAUUAGCCAUGCCAGGGGUGAAAAGCUUAUAACUUAAACACCCUCUGUAGUAACAACAUUUAUUUUUGAUGGAUUUAUGUUUUUCUUCUCCAUAAAGCUGGAAUGAGGGUUGUAGUGGAUAUAAAUGAAGGGGUUUCUUUAGCCUUUUUUCAUUUUAUCACUUACUAAUCAGACUUCAGUUCAGACAGAUAAAAGGGAGAGAUUCUGUUGCCUAAAUGUGAGGUCUUUAAUGAGAAUGGGAGGCCCCAGGGAGGCGAAAUCCGAAGUAGAACGAUGCUGCUCUCGGGUUUCUUGUCAUUUCUUCAGUUGCUUCUUCGCCUCCCUUUUCCAAGGGGCCUAGUGAGCAGGAACUAUCCAAGGUGCUAGAAUGCUGGCAGCUUUGCCGUUCAAUGCAGACGGACUGCAGAAACAGAGAAGAAAGAUUACUGCUUAUUUCAGAAGAAUAUAAUCAAAUGAGGCACCUUAGCCAGCCUGGGUGAUUGCUUCGAGUCUUGUAAUCAUCUGUGUAGCAAAGUGGGUAAAAUCAUUCAAUUUCUUCCCUGCUGGACCUGGAAAGAGAGGGGCUGUGUGUUCAUCCCCACCCAUUAGCUAUGCCCUCUUUUCUCUGAAUGUCGAUUUAAGGAAGCAGGCACCUGUCUUCUGCCACCGCAUCUUCCUAGCAAACUUUAAAGGCCAUUUUAUCUGAUAGGAAGAAUAUCAACGAUGCUCUGAUCUCUAGUGAUGAAGAAUCUGGGAAUGGACACUUUCCCCAUCCAGAUGCAAUGCACUUUAAUUGAAGAAAAACUGAGCUGAACUACAAGUCUAUUUCUUAUGGUGCUGGAUUACUCCUACAGAACUGCCCAGAGAUCAACCGCGAGAGAGGGCUCUGACAGACACUAGUCACCUUCUGAUUGUUGCACUUAGCUCUCCCUGGAGACGUAAAUUUUGGAAGUGUUCCUUUUUACAUGAUCCCCUCCAAGAUGAUGAGUUCUAAUCCCGAGGUAGACCCUUUGGACACAUUUCUCCAAUAUAUCGAGGACAUGGGGAUGAAGGCCUAUGAUGGCUUGGUUAUUCAGAAUGCAUCAGACAUUGCUCGAGAGAAUGACCGCUUGAGAAAUGAAACCAACCUGGCCUACUUGAAGGAGAAGAACGAAAAACGCCGAAGACAAGAAGAAGCAAUAAAACGCAUAGGUGGCGAAGUGGGGCGGGGCCACGAAGGCACUUACGCGGGCAAACAUUUCCGCAUGGGAUUCAUGACGAUGCCCGCUCCUCAGGACAGACUUCCCCAUCCCUGCUCCAGCGGCUUUUCCGUGAGGUCCCAGUCCCUGCACUCGGUCGGGGGCACCGAGGACGACAGCAGCUGUGGCUCCCGCAGGCAGCCGCCCCCCAAGCCCAAGCGGGACCCCAGCACCAAGCUGAGCACGUCGUCCGAGACGGUCAACAGCACGGCGCCCGGCAAGAGCGGCAAGGCCGCCGAGCGGCCCGAAGUGUCCACCAAACCGAGACCCCACAGUGAUGAAUAUUCCAAGAAGAUCCCUCCUCCCAAACCCAAACGCAACCCGAACACUCAGCUGAGCACCUCUUUCGAUGAAACGUACAUCAAGAAGCACGGGCCGCGGAGGACGUCGCUCCCGCGCGACCCCUCCCUGUCCCAUGUCAGCAGCCCUGCGGGCGACCCCGAGGAGGAGGAGCCCGUGUACAUCGAGAUGGUGGGCAACAUCCUCAGAGACUUCAGGAAGGAGGACGACGACCAGAGCGAGGCCGUCUACGAGGAGAUGAAAUACCCCAUCUUCGACGACUUGGGCCAAGAUUCCAAAUGUGACCUUGACCAUCACAGUUGCUCUUCGCAGUGUGCUACUCCCACGGUGCCUGACUCGGACUUCGCCAAGUCCUCCGUGCCAUGUACUCCAAAGGGUUUGCUCUGUGACAUCCCCCCGCCCUUCCCCAACCUGCUCUCCCACAGACCCCCGCUGCUGGUGUUCCCCCCCGCGCCCGUGCAGUGCUCCCCCAAUUCCGACGAGUCUCCGCUCACCCCGCUAGAGGUCACCAAGCUGCCCGUGCUGGAAAACGUGUCUUACAUGAAGCAGCAGCCGGGCGCGUCGCCGUCCGCACUGCCCUCCCACGCCUCCGGCCAUCCCAAGCUGGACAAAGAGCAGGCGGCGGCCCUGGGCCCGAGCCCCGCGGCCUCCACCGCCACCGCGCUGUCCUCGUCCCCUCCCCCGCCGUCCACGCUGUACCGGACGCAGUCCCCGCACGGCUACCCGAAGAGCCACUCGGCCUCGCCGUCGCCGGUCAGCAUGGGGCGGUCCCUGACCCCGCUCAGCCUCAAGCGGCCGCCGCCCUACGACGCGGUGCACCCGGGCAGCCUGUCCAGGGGCUCCCCGGCGGGGCCACAUCCGAGCGCCAGGCCCGUGUCGCAGGACGGGUCCAAGAUGGUCAACGCCGCGGUGAACACCUACGGCCCCGCGCCGGGCGCCUCCCGCUCCAGGACCCCCACGAGCCCCUUGGAAGAACUGACCAGCCUCUUCACCUCUGGGCGGAGCCUGCUGCGCAAGUCGUCGUCGAGCGGCCGCAGGUCUAAGGACCCCGCAGAGAAAUCAACAGAGGAACUGAAAGUCCGAAGUCACAGCACGGAGCCAUUACCAAAGUUGGAGAGCAAAGAGAGAGGGCAUCACGGGGCAUCUUCCAGAGAGCCUAUCAAAGCUCAGGAAUGGGAUGGAACACCAGGACCGCCUGUAGUCACCAGCAGACUGGGAAGAUGCUCCGUAAGCCCCACCUUGUUAGCAGGAAACCAUAGCUCAGAAGCGAAAGUAAGCUGCAAAUUAGGCCGGUCUGCGUCCACAUCAGGUGUGCCCCCUCCAUCAGUGACGCCUCUCAGGCAAGCCAGUGACCCGCAACAGAGCCAGGUGGCAUGCAUGCAGUGGUUUCAUGGAGACCAUACAAUGCUUGAGAUGAUUGAGAAAAAGCGUUGCUUGUGCAAGGAAAUAAAAGCUAGACAGAAAACGGAAAAAGGCCUUUGCAAACAGGAUAGCAUGCCUAUCCUACCCAGCUGGAAGAAGAAUGCAGGGGCAAAGAAGUACAGCCCUCCACCCUACUCUAAGCAGCAAACGGUGUUCUGGGACACCGCCAUAUGACUGUGCGCAGGAUGGCGUGAGGUCCACACGGAGAGGGAGGUCGACUCAGUCUUGAGAUAAAGAACUGUUACGUGUCUUCUCUGUCGGGAUGGAAUGCCAGUGCUUCCCCGGAAAACCCAUGGGAAGCUGUGCCUACUCACAGGCAACUUCAACAUAAAAUGUAUAUUAAUUGUAUCCUUGCAAUUAAGACACUUAUUUAUCCCGGAUUAUUUUGAAUCCAAAAGAUAUUAAGAUGUAAAUAUUUUACUAGUUUAUGGGUGACACCUGAAAUAAUACACAUUAUACGGAUAUAAAUUACAGAAAUAUCGAGAGUUUUACUAUAUGAUAUAAUUUCGGUAUUAACUGGUUUGUUAUCUCUUUUAUAUGUAAUCCCUUGAUGCCUUUUAUUAUUAAUUUUUGCAUUUAAGACGUUAUUAUUUUUUUUCUGUCCACAUUUGGCUUCUGUAUGAGAGCUCACAGCUAUAAAAAUCAUGUUCAAUCACAUAAUAUAAGAUCUGGUGCUAGUAAUGUAGAAAUCGAGUAUCAUAUUCGUCAAGAACAUCUGUUGCUUUGUAAGUUUCUAAGGAUUUGACAGGAAAUGAAUGCAAAUGUGAUGCUUAAUUUGGACGUCCACAUUACAUCAAUACCAAUAUUUUUGCUACAUUGGCUUUAUAAGAAUUUCUCUUCAAUAUUGUCUUGUUUAUACUAAGCAAUCAUUAGACUCCAGAGAAAGUUAUUAGGAUAUAUUUGGAUUUCCCAGCAGAAAACAUUUCCUUCAGAAAUGACUUUAGGGACAUGUGUCCUUGCAUCAUUGAUCUGAUUGGAGGAGACCAGGGUUCACUGUGACAAUGGAAGGAAUAAGGAAUCAAUAGCUAAAUAGCAUGACUGCUUUCAAGAAAGCAGGACCAGGGGCCUCACAGCCACUGCAAUCACUAUUUUUAAGUAACUUUUCACGUGUGUGUUUGUUUCCCCUAGAAAAUGAGAAAUAAACAUUCAGACGGACGCAUUUACAUAUUUUAGUACAUUAAAUGCCAAUCUGUCUCAAAAUUAAGGCCCAUUAACAAACUAGUGUUUCUUAAGUUUUUUCAAACGAGUUCUCACCACAUUUUGGGGUCACAAUCUUCUGUGCAUGACCAUCACACCCGUUCUUACUGCUUAGGACACCAUGACCAAAGAGUUUUGACCCCUUGUUUCUUUUAUUUUGUUUCCAGGAAGAAGCGGGAAAUGCAGGGGAGAGGGGGUGGAAGGGGUGGAUUCAAUUUUAUGUGGUGGUAAAAUUUAAGUUAAACAAAUCAUAUAUAUCUUUUAAGAAUAACUUGUUAGUUGAAUAUAAAUAUUGCCACGGAUGAAUAAAAAGGAAACUAUCGCGUAUAUUUUGUAAUAUUUAAAUUACUAUCUAUGCUUCCUAAAAUUGACAGUAUGUGAUUCUUCUUUAACAAUCAAUUUAGUAUUAUAUUUCUGAGAGAAAAAGGUACGUGUUUGAAGUUAUUGUCAUAGUGGUUUUCCUCGUAAGGGUGUUGACAGCAAGAGUCACUGCUGCUCAAUAAAACCAAAUAACAGGAGUUAGGGAAUUUUUGUAAUCUAUAUUGCUAACAACCUAGUGAUGCUUUACCAGUAAUCGUUCCUUUCAAGCCUUUGAAAUGCUAUAAAAUAAUUUUUUAAUAUUUUAUAAGUAAUGGAUAUUUUGAUGUCCAACUAGAAUUCUGAAAGAAUAAGGAAAAAGGGUAAGUGGGAGCAUAUGUAUCUGUUGUUUUUGCGUGAAUGAGUUCUCAGCAGAACUGUAUAUGUACAGUGCUUACUGAGGUUUUAGGUUUUGCUUGUAUCACUGAAGUGGUAAAAAAACAAACAAACAAAAAAGCAGGAUCACAAGUACAGGAAAUCAUGGAGAGAUCUUAAGUGGCUUCAAUAAAUCCUACUGCCGUGUUUCACCAGUUAGAGAUUAUAUUUCAAACCCAACAAUCAAUGGAGUACCAAUCGAAGAGGGAUGGAAAUGUGUUCAGAUAAAAUCAGCAUAGACAUAAAAUGUGCUGAGGACCCAGGUUAGCCUGAUUCAGGCCAUUCUGACCACAGGUACUCAAGCCAAUCAAUGAGGCGUAAGACAUCAAUUCUCAGCAUCUUGAUGAUCUUGGUGUAUGUCUAUGUAUAUUCAGGCUCAGUAUGGUAAUGGCUGGAUAAUUCCUUUGAAAUUUAUAUUUCGGUAACGUAUCCAAGUGUGUUUUUCAGAUGCCAAUCUUUCCCCCUAUCUUUCUGAAUAAGGGAGAAGAUAUUUCUCACUGCUGGCCACUUGUCAAGAAGGAAACAGAGGUACUGAAAUGAUGUGUGUUGGAUUCAGACAUUCCCAUUUGUUCUGCCAAACUCAUGAUGUUGCCAGGUUUCAUGGACUCUUUUUUCAAGCAAGUUAUUUUCUGAGAAGGCAGCUUGUUUGAAAAUCUGACCUUGGGCAACUAUUUCUAUUUAAUAUCUCCAAAUCUUCCUUUCCACGGGAAGUAAUUGAACGAUCUGGAAAAGUGGCUUCGCUGAUAUUUGACUCCGUAACUUUUAUUCAGUGCCCAAACCCCUGUCCAUUGCAGCUUAGCUGAUAGGGCUAUAACCAUUCUAUAAUUAAUUUUCUCUUUGUGUAGCGUUUCUUUGUAUGGAGAAAAAGAAGUCAUUAGGAUACAAAGAAAAAUCAGUGUAUUCUCUCGUGGCAGGCAACCAGGAUGCUUCAGUCUGUGAACUUGGUCAGAUGAUCAACAUUCCACAUACAGAACACAAUGGGAAGGUAUAGCUCAUAUGUUUAGCAGUGCCAAAGAGCAAAUGGUAUCCUGGCAUGGUUAUUGGGUGGGAAGAGCUCAUACCUAUGAGAAAUGGUCUUUUCACAGCAAAUUUUACAGAAACAGAACUUUAUUGGCUGUCAGCAAGAUGCUUUUCUGUAGGAAGAACUUGUUAGCACACAAGAGACCAAUUUCUUUAGAGUCCAUGUAAGGGAAAAAUCAAAUUCUGCAUUUCUGUGCAAUGCCAGAAACUAGCAUCUUCUGAGGUUUUAUGGCAGUUCCUCACAGGAACACUGCUACCCUUUCCCCCAUAUUUAUGCUGCGGACCCAAGUUCAGGUGAAGGUGAUUGAUUUGCGUUAAGUGAAGGUUAAUGUCCACCCAUACAAAAUAUUCGGGAAAGUGAAAGAAAGCAAAAAUUAAGAGGUUAACGUUUGUGGUUUUAAAGAAUAUACACAUUCAAAUAUCCAGAAAUGGUCUGGAUACCACAAGAUACAACUUCCCUUUUCAAAACAGGAUAUUGGGACUUGGGACACAGAGGUUCCAUAUAGUUUUGUUGAAUGCUUCCAGAGAAUAGAGAAACAUUUUUCUUACUACACUCUGGCUUUGGCCUCAUCCUCACAUAUCAUUUGGUUUGACUCUUUGGGCACGUUUAGUAAUCAAGUAAAGAAAGAAAGAAAAAGAAAAGAACUAAGCAACCUUUUUGGGUUAUAGUUUUAAUGAACUAUAUAGAAGGCAUCAAAACAAUGCACGUUAACGAUACAAUUUAAAUAUCACCUAUAUGUUAAAGUGAAUCACUUCACUAAAGCAGAAAAGAGAUUGUAAGUUCAUUAUGGCUACCUAUAAAAUUAAAAAAAAAAAAACUUUCCUCUGAUUUAAGCAGUAGGUGAUCUGAGAGGAGAUACAAUUUACCCUUUUAAAGGAAUACAAGUAGGAUGGAAUAACAAUUCAUAGGGCAUUGUAUCCCAAACUUAAAUGGAACUGAAGAAAAAUGGUACCUAUAAUAUGUAAGAUUAACUUACUACAUCUUCCCUCCAUGGGAACAUUGAUAGCUAAUUGUAGAAUGUGGACAAUUUAUUAAUUUAUUAUUAGCAGUUCAUGGUUGAGAAACGUAUUAGUUAUUUUUAAAAAUUCUGUGAAGCACUUGGAAUUAAAUAUUCAAAAAGAUAUGAUCCCUGCCUUCAAGGAACUUAAUUAUGCAAUCCUUAAAGUUUCAAAACAAAGCCAAUUAUUUCUAAGAAGGUAUACAAUAUCACAUGUUUGACAUCUCCUUUGUGUUUAUAUAUGGUAUUCUCUCUUUUUUUCCAGAUCAAGUGUACAGCCGAAAAAAAUACUAAAACAUAUUAAAGUUAAUGUCUAAGUAUAAAAUGUUUAUGUAUAAGACUCUAUAUGUACACAUAGGAUAUGUACUGCUGUCUAUGUAUCUCAGUAAAAGGAUAACACGUUUGCCAUGUUGGACUUGAACAUUGUGGCUUGUUGUUUGGAUUGAUUUAAAACCCUUUGAUAUUUGGGUCAAUUACAUUGCAGCAAAGUGUGUGUAAUCUGGAAAAAAAAAACCAUCUGAUUACAUUUCCCUUUAAAUAUUACACAGUUUCAAAUUUAAGGGGAAACACCUUUACAGAAACAUUGCUGGAUUUAUCGCAACCAAGUACGUGUGAAGAUCUUGUCAAAGUGUUCAAUUGUCCCCAAAUGUGACUGGGUUCGCCCACCCUAAAAACAUCUACAUUUACACAUGUAUACACCCACAUACAGUAUACAUACUGUAUAUAAUAUAUAUGAAAAUGUUUAGUAUGCACUUCUUUUGUUUGGAACUCCUUGAGUUAACAUUUAUAGUGUAGCAAUUGGCAUAAAGUGCACUGUGAUUAUAAAAAGCAAAGCACAGUAAAGUCACAGGUCUUGUUAUCUUGCACUAAAAAUGUGUUUACGUAUUUAGCAAUUGUAUGUUUACUUUUUUGCUCUUUUCAAGAAACUAAAACAAAUAGCUAUUGAGAGAUGAUAUAAAAUAUUGUUUUCUAGUGGAUAAUGGCACGACAUUUUUAAAAGACAGGGUUUUUAAAAGAAACCAUUAAACAUCCAUUUCAACAUAACGUGUUUACCGUAUCGAAGAAGCUGAAUGUCAUAUUACAUUUUCAUAACUCAUUAAAAAUGUCAGGUAUGUGCCUGAAAAAUUGUGCAAAUAAGCAUUAGCUAACAGAUUUCUCUAUUCAUGUGUUGUUAGCCAUUUCUAUAUGCAUAUUAAUAUAAACACUGAUGUUUUAAUUUCUCUUAAUUUUUGUACUUGAUUUUUUUAGGUAACAUGUAAUUAUAAAUGUACUUUGAUACUACUGAAGUAACCAGAUGUUGUUGGGAAACAAUUUGUUUUCUUUAGUGCAUUGGCAAUAUUUUACAAUACUUUUGUGCUUAUUUAUUUGUGCUCCCGUGUAAUUAUAAUAAAAGCAAUAGUUUAAAUUAGUUGACUUUGUUGCUGUUGGUAUUCAUUCACCAAGAAACACAAUUUGUGAGAAUCUUUCGAAGAAAAACCCAUACAGUUUUCAACUUCAGGAGUGAUCCCUGACAUUGUAUGUAUCAUGGACGAGCAGCAGGGGUGAAUAGUGAGACCCUAGACUCUUCAAUUUAGCUAAGUGACCCCCAGUGGUCCUCAAUCACCACUUGGCUUCUGCCUCAUACAGAGGAGUCACUAAAAUAAGAAGAAACGACACUUUUCUUCCUUCAAUAUGCACCUAAUUCCAAUUAAAUGACUCAGCAUGGGUCUGAAAUAUGCUGGAGGCAUUAAGAAAAAAUCCAGCCAUCUUAGACCUGCGUAUAUAAAACGUUUAUGGCAUGGGUGUUUGCCACGUUCAUGCAUUCAAUCAUACCUCUGAAAUUAAUUUAGUUUAAAUAGGGAACAAGUGUUUGUGGUUAACACUUACUGGGGUUAUCAAUAGCUAAAAUGUCAUUGGGCACUUGACAUAUGUAAAACAAGGUUCUGGAACUCGGCAAGCUUACACAAAAAAAGUAUACUUGUGAUAAUAUAGUCUCCUGUAAUAGUUUCUUAUGGCUGCUUCAUCAAUCACUUACAUCUUCUGCCACAGGUCCAAUUGCAGUGUGAUUUACUAUAAUUUUAUAAUUCCUCAAAUUCUUUUCAUGUUCAUUUCUUAAAAGAAAUCCAGUCUAUCCCCACCAUUUAGCCCCUCAUCCAGCCACUCCGUGUUCUGUGGGCACUGUACUUGAGGGUUGAACCAGAACUAAUCAUGCUCCACAUCGUCAAUGCUGCAAGUUUCCAUCCAUCUCAGCUCACAACAAGAAGUACCCCCAUAUUCUAUAUCAUCUCUUCUAUUUUCGCAACUGCCACUAAGACUUAUUUGUUUCCAACUUUAUGAUCUCAGAAUCUGAUUAAUUAUGUUGAUAGUAGAAUACAUGAUAAAACAAUGUCCAUUCUCCUCUGGCCAUUUGCACAGGAGAGGAUUCUUAUUAACAUGUGUAAGUGAAUAGCUAUCAGUAGAAUGUCAGGCAAUGUGACAGACUAGGAGAUUGGAAGAGGAGGAAGUUUAUGCAGGGGGCACCUGGGUGGCUCAGUCUGUUGAGCAUCUGACUUCGGCUCAGGUCAUGAUCUCACGGCCUGUGAGUUAGAGCCCCGCAUCGGUCUCUGUGCUGACAGCUCAGAGUCUGAAGUCUGCUUUGGAUUCUGUGUCUCCUUCUCUCUCUGUCCAUCCCCACUCAUGCUUUCUCUCUCUUUCUCUCUCUCUCGAAAAUAAACAUUAAAAAAAGGUUUAUGGAUAAAUUUGCACAACAUCACCUCAAAUCAUGUCCCCUAGAAUUGUGCUUCUCAUACUUUGCUACAUAGAAGAGUCAUGCUGGCAAUUUCUAAAAUCUAUUGUCCACAAAGCAUCCUGCGGGGAGUCCCAACCUUGUUAAAUUUGGAAGGUACUCAAGAGACUCCAGUGUGUGGCCAAAAUUGAGGAUUAGAUCAGUACCUCUCCAAGUUUAACAAACAUGCCUAUCGCCUGCCGAUCGUAUUAACAUACACGUUCUGAUUCAUCAGAGUCUGAGAUGUGGCAUUUCUAGAAGAUCCCAGGAGAUGCUGAUGCUGUCCGUCCAUAGACUAUUUACUAAGCAACGACUCCCAGAUGACUCACUUCUCUGCCAAUUAUCAGGUAGCCUUUGGUACCACACUCUAGAGCACUGGUACUCAAAGUGUACUUCACAGAUGGACAACAUAGAAUUAUCUUGGGACUGGUUAGAAAUGCAAAAUCUUAAGCUCCACCCUAGAUGGAUCUCUGGAGCUGAGAUGCACGAAUCUUUGGGGCUGGGCUUCAUUGAUCUGUUAUAGCAAGCUAUCCAGAUGAUUCUUAUUCACAGUAAGGCUUGAGAAACAGUGCCCUGGAUCAUUGCCCAGGUGUGGUUUUCGACCACGGCAGCUCAUUACAUUCCUCUCGGGAUAUUUUAUUUAUUACUGAUGGCUGGGCUCACUUCUAUUGAUUCUGGGUUUAUCAGGCUAGGUUUCAGGGCUAGACAAUUUUUCCUUCCUUUCCUUCACCCCCCCCCAUCUCUUCCUUCGUAUCCUUUCUGCUUUCUUCCCCACAACCUCCCAGAUGAUUAGAAUAUGAAGCUGUUACUGAGAAAGCUAUAUUAAAGAAUCACCUCUGUUCCAUAUAUUGGAAAUUGUGUCACGUUCACCAGAAACAAUAUUUUGUCCACAGCACCAAAUGCAAAAAAUGUGUCCACUCAUAGCCCUACUGUUAAUUAGAGGCACCUCAUGGCAAACAGUACUGCUGUGGGGAGAAACUUCCAGCUUUUGGUUAAAUCAAUUCUUUGUGAUUAGGUGUCCAUCUGCCCUCUGAAGAAGUCAAUAUUCUAUGAGGACAGGGAUGUUAUUUUUAAUGUUUGUUUAUU
This is a messenger RNA of Acinonyx jubatus (cheetah), 10858 nucleotides long. It is a transcript of the gene NYAP2, whose product is annotated as neuronal tyrosine-phosphorylated phosphoinositide-3-kinase adaptor 2. The transcript has 8 exons. The coding region runs from base 1088 to 3256 and encodes 722 amino acids. Lineage: Eukaryota; Metazoa; Chordata; Mammalia; Carnivora; Felidae. The record is from RefSeq and is a predicted model, not a curated record. Gene Ontology annotation, biological process: phosphatidylinositol 3-kinase/protein kinase B signal transduction; neuron projection morphogenesis.